ACGCUAGGAGCUACCACAACAGGUGAUUCCCUUCACCAAGUCUGGGUCUAGACUUGGCCCCCGCGAGUUCACGUCCCUGCCUAAUGCGCCUGGAGUCCGGGUGAUGGCCCUGGAUCCGCUCCCGGCCCCAAGCUCCACACAGCCGGGAAGGAAGCUCGCGUUUGUUUUGCUGGCGCCAGGGAUACGGUCCAGGCCCCGCCCCGCCCCGCGCUGAUCCCAGGGUAGUGGGAAAGUGCGCUCCCCAAGAAUUUGCGGUGCAGGGGCCGCGGCCACCGCCUUCUGUCCGCAGGUGCUGCGAGCCGUAAGCGCCCCCCACCCGCGCUAUGGGCUCGGACGCCUGGGUGGGCCUUUGGCGGCCACACCGGCCCCGCGGCCCCAUCGCGGCGCACUACGGAGGCCCCGGGCCCAAAUACAAGCUGCCGCCCAACACCGGCUACGCCCUGCAUGACCCGUCGCGGCCGCGCGCCCCCGCCUUCACCUUCGGCGCGCGCUUCCCCACGCAGCAGACGACGUGCGGCCCCGGGCCAGGCCACCUGGUGCCCGCUCGCAUGACCGUGCGCGGCACCGACGGCGCCCCCGCCUACUCCAUCUACGGCCGCCCACGCCGCUCAGCGCCCUUCCUCACUCCGGGACCUGGCAGGUACUUCCCGGAGCGAGCGGGGAACGCGACGUACCCCAGUGCGCCUCGGCACACCAUUGCUCCCCGAAACUGGGGUGUCCAGGCGGAACAGCAGAGCCCAGGUCCCGCGGCCUAUACGGUGCCCUCGCUCUUGGGUCCGCGCGUCAUCGGCAAAGUCUCCGCCCCAACUUGCUCCAUCUACGGCCGCAGAGCGGCUGGCAGUUUCUUCGAGGACCUCAGCAAGGUGGGGGAGGGGCCGGGGCGGACGCAGGGGGUCCCUGGUCCGCGGCAGUGGAGGCGGCAGCCAGCACCCUCUGCCCUCUCGCAGACCCCGGGCCCCUGCGCCUAUCAGGUCGUGAGUCCAGGGGUCUACAAGUCCCGGGCCCCCCAGUUCACGAUUCUGGCGCGGACUUCGCUCCCCCAAGACAACACUCGGAAGCCAGGGCCCGCGGCCUACAACGUGGAUCAGGUGGCCUGGAGCCCAGGGUCAAGGGUCAGAGUCAGGAGAGUGGGGAGGGCCUGAGGUCGGAGUGAUGGGAUCAGAGUCCCCGGGGGUCCAGGGGUCCCGGCGCGGAGAGGAUGCCGGCCCCGCGAGGUCAGCGGUGUCUCCGGGCCCGCAGCACCGGAAGCCCCGCGGCUGGAGUUUCGGGAUCCGGCACUCGGACUACCUGGCCCCGCUGGUGACCGACGCGGACAACUGACCCGCCAGGCGGGAGCGGCCCCACACGUGUUUGCUUAAAGUCUGCGAGUCCGCA
Homo sapiens (human) is the source of this 1374-nucleotide messenger RNA. RefSeq names its product ciliary microtubule associated protein 1B (gene CIMAP1B). The transcript is spliced from 5 exons. The coding region runs from base 324 to 1142 and encodes 272 amino acids. Gene Ontology annotation, cellular component: motile cilium. Lineage: Eukaryota; Metazoa; Chordata; Mammalia; Primates; Hominidae. The record is from RefSeq and is a predicted model, not a curated record.